AUGGUGUCGGUGACGAGCAAUCCUGCCGCCACGGCUGCCGCUGCCGAUAGCGCGAAUGCCAGCACGCGAAGUUCUCCGGCCAUCGGAACGCCGGCGACGCAGCCAUCGGCACGGCCUAAGCGCAAGGUCAACACGAACGGCUAUCACCCCGCGAACACGCAGGUUCCCCUGAGCGCCAUGGCCAGCACAGCCCUCGACCUGACCUCGGUCGAGCGCCGCGGCCAGCCCACGGCGAUGCGCGAGCCGCUGAAGAAGACCAGACCCCACGGCAUAUCCGAAGCCCCGACGUACCAUCCGAAUGAAGAUGACUGGCGGGAUCCGCUAGAGUACAUAAAGAAAAUCGCCCCCGAAGCUUCUAAAUACGGCAUCUGCAAGAUCGUUCCUCCUGAUUCCUGGAACCCGGAUUUCGCCAUUGACACCGAGAAGUUUCAUUUUCGCACUCGCAAGCAGGAACUGAAUUCGGUAGAAGGAAGCACCCGUGCCAACCUCACCUAUCUCGAUGGCCUCGGCAAGUUCCACAAACAACACGGCAACAACUUGCAUCGGCUUCCGUACGUCGACAAGAAGCCUUUAGACUUGUAUCGCCUGAAAAAGGCCGUCGAGUCACGCGGCGGAUUCGACAAGGUUUGCAAGCUGAAGAAGUGGGCCGAAAUUGGUCGCGACCUUGGCUACAGCGGAAAGAUCAUGUCCUCGCUGUCUACGUCGCUGAAGAACUCGUACCAGCGAUGGCUCUGCCCCUACGAGGAGUACCUGAGGCUUGCCAAACCGGGCGUCCACCACCAGCUCGAGCAGGAGUACGGGGGGCCGCUGACACCAAGUCCCGCACCAACCCCCGUCAAGAGGUCCAACGUCAACACGCCGUCCAGCGCAAAGUGCGAGUCGCCACUCCGCCAGGCUUCCGAUAACGUGCAAGCCAGCGUAAACGGCUUGAAACGGGAGUCGGACCGGGAGACGCCGAUGAUCGAUGCCCCGCCAGUGCCGACCUCCGCCGGUACUACCAGCGGCUUCAGCGCCGUGAACAAUGGCGGCUUCACUGCCGUAAACGCCGCUUCGGCCGCCGUGAAUCGAGCCUCCAACGGAGAGGGGUCCACUUCAACGCCGGACCCGAAGCGAUUCGAAAGCCCGGGCUCGACUGCCAAGAACACGCCCGAGGGCCGAAUCUCCGGCUUGGGCGCCGCCGUCGCGCUCAAGCGACAGCUCAGCUUCGGCAGCUUGUCGGACUCGGCCAAGAAGGAGACCGAUGCCGACCGCUGCGACGGCGACAGUAGUAGCCGUCGCAGCAAGCGGUUGAAGAGAGAUGCCGUCCCCACCGUCGCUGGCUCGCACAUGACACCCUUCCGCCCUUCCGUUCCACGCAUCCCGCGGGACGAAUCGAUCACGGGUGAGGAGAAGUGCGAGAGCUGCGGCAGGGGGGAAGAGGCGGGCACAUUGCUCGUUUGCGAGUCUUGCGAGCACUCGUACCACGGCCCCUGCCUCGACCCGCCGCUGAAGCGCAAGCCCGACGCGGAAUGGAAUUGUCCCCGUUGCCUUGUCGGCGACGGACAAUUCGGAUUCGAGGAGGGUGGGCUGUACUCCCUCAAGCAGUUCCAGCAAAAGGCAAACGACUUCAAGCAAGGCUAUUUCGAGAAGAAGAUGCCUUUUGACAGCACCCUCAACUGCCAUCGCCCCGUGACCGAAGAAGACGUCGAGACCGAGUUCUGGCGCCUCGUCGCGGAUCUGGAGGAAACCGUCGAGGUCGAGUACGGUGCCGAUAUUCAUUGCACCACCCAUGGCUCUGGGUUUCCCACCAUCGAGAGGCACCCUCUCAAUCCUUACGCGACAGACCCGUGGAAUCUCAACACGCUCCCGUUUCAUGCCGAGAGCCUUUUCCGACAUAUCAAGUCCGAUAUUUCUGGCAUGACGGUACCCUGGGUCUAUGUGGGCAUGAUUUUCUCCACCUUUUGCUGGCACAACGAAGACCAUUACGCUUAUUCGGCCAACUACCAACACUUUGGCGCGACGAAAACGUGGUACGGCAUCCCGGGAGAAGACGCCGAAAAGUUUGAGGCGGCCAUGAAGGAGGCUGUGCCGGAGCUCUUCGAGACGCAGCCAGACCUCCUCUUUCAGCUCGUCACGCUGCUCACGCCGGAACAGCUGAAGAAGGCCGACGUGCGUGUUUACGCUCUGGACCAGAGAGCCGGUCAGUUUGUCAUCACGUUUCCCCAAGCUUAUCACGCUGGUUUCAAUCACGGCUUCAACUUCAACGAGGCCGUGAAUUUUGCCCCCUGUGACUGGGAGCCGUUCGGCCUGGCUGGUGUGGAGAGGCUCCAGGUCUUCCGUCGACAACCUUGCUUCUCGCACGACGAGCUGCUCUGCACUGCGGCCGAUGGUGGUCCCGCCUCCGGUCUCACCAUUCAGACGGCGAAGUGGCUGGCCCCUGCGUUGGAUCGGAUACACAAGCGCGAGAUUGCGCAACGUGAGGGGUUCAUCAACCAGCACGUCGAGUCGUCUCCCCAUCGAUGUCCUCUUCAGGGCGUCGAAAACGGCGGCGACUGUCCGCUUUCGUUCAAGAUUGAGGAUGCGGAUGUCCACGAUGAGGAUGAGCAAUGCUGCAGCCAUUGCAAAGCGUUUGCCUACCUGUCACGUUUCAAAUGCGAACGCUCGGGCAAGGUCUUGUGUGUCCUCCACGCAGGGCAGCAUCCAUGCUGCGAUCGAACGGAGCUCCAAAGAUUUCUUGGCGAUGGACACACUCUGUACUUUCGAAAGGCGACCGCUGACAUGACUGCUGCGUACGAGAGGGUUGUCGAGAAAGCCCGGACUCCGGAGCUGUGGGAAGAAAAGUACAGCAACUUGCUUGAGGAAGCAGCGACGCCAUCGCUCAAGACUCUCCGGAACAUGCUGCACGAGGGUGAACGGAUACCGUACAGCCUGCCUUCGCUGCCAGUAUUGAAGCAAUACGUCGACCGGUGUAACGAGUGGGUUGACGAAGCCACAAACUACAUUGUCCGGAAGCAGCAGAAUCGUCGAAAGAAUGAAAGAAUCUGGCAGAGCAGCACGCGGAGGUCGACCGGCAGCUCCGCGCAGGACCAAAAGGAGCGCGAAUCGCGCAACGUGUCCAACAUCUAUCGUCUCCUGGCCGAUGCGGAGCGGCUCGGCUUCGAGUGCCCCGAGAUCGCUCAGCUGCAAGAGCGCGCGGCGGCGAUCAAGGCGUUCCAGGCCAGCGCGUCUCGGGCGCUGGAGAAAACGGCGACGAUUUCCAUGGACACCGUCGACGAGCUCCUGGAGGAAGGGCGCAGCUUCAAUGUGGACAUGCCCGAGAUCGAUCGCUUGUCCAGGGUGCUCGAGCAGAUGCGAUGGAACCAGAAAGCUCGUGCCAGCCGCGGCGCAUUCCUCUCGCUGAAAGAAGCUCAAGCGCUCAUCGAGGAGGGGAAGCGGCUCGAGGUCGCCCCCUACAACGAUCACCUCAAGUACUAUUGCGACCAACUGCAAGCUGGCGAGGCGUGGGAGCGGAAGGCAAGGGAGCUCAUCGAAGCCGAGACGGUUCACUACCCUCAGCUGGAGGCGCUUUCGAGUCAAGUGCAGCUGAAUGCGCUUCCCGUCUCACAGGAGACGCUAGCCAUUGUCGAUCAGAUAUUGCACAAGCAGCGCGAAGCUCAUCGGCAGAUCCUCGACAUCACCGAGCGCUGCCGCGAUCCCGACUACCGCAAGCGACCAAAGUAUUCGGAAGCGGUUGAGAUCUCCAAGAAGCUGGAGGAUCUGAACUCCAAGCCGAACGGGACGCUCGAUCUCGAAAAUGAGAAGAAACGGCACGAGGACUGGAUGCGAAAGGGGAAGAAGCUCUUUGGCAAAUCGAACGCGCCUCUUCACAUACUCAAGAGCCAUCUCGAGUACGUCCUUGAGCGCAAUUCGGACUGCUUCAACGUGGAGCACGAUACGCCGCGACUCCCUGGGGAACCGGUAUCGAGAGAGGCGACGCCUGAGCAAGGCGGGACUCGAUGGGAAGACCCCCGGUCCAGACAGGUAUUCUGCAUCUGCAGAAAAAUCGAGGCUGGAAUGAUGAUCGAGUGCGAGCUUUGCCACGAAUGGUAUCAUUACAAAUGCUUGAAGAUUGCCCGCGGCAAGGUCAAGGAGGACGACAAGUACACGUGCCCCAUCUGCGACUGGCGGAUGAAGAUCCCGCGGGACGCUGCGAGGCCGAAGCUCGAGGAUCUCGUGGCGCUGUCGGACGAGAUGCCCGGGCUGCCGUUUCAACCGGAUGAGGAGGAGAUUCUUACCCGCAUCAUCGACAACUCGCAGACUUUCCGGGAAAGCAUUGCCCGGUACUGCAACCCGCUCCUGUCUACGGAAGCCGAGGCGGAGACGCAGCGGUUUUAUCUACGAAAGCUCGAAGGCGCCGAGGUUCUUCUCUCGUACGAAACCAACUUCUUCCGGCAAGAACUCCAUAAAUGGUGUCCUGUUGCCCCCAACGCGCCACCCAUCCUGGAAGUGUCCCUCAGCACGCGCAAGCCGCGACCGACGAAGCUGCAGAAGAUGCUUGCGGAGUACGGCGUCGAGAACCCCGACGACCUCCCGGAGCAUGCCAAGGGCAAGGCAAACAGCCUGCGUCGCAAGGCGGCCAACGCAGAAGCGGCGGCGGCGGCGGCGGCGGCGGCAGCAGCAGCAGCCACUGCAGCAUCACAUCCGUCCUCCACGGGGCCGAUUUUGCCUCCUUCCGGCACGACGCCGUACGGCAGCCCGGCCUUUUUCACUCGUCCACCACCAUCUGCGACGUCGAGUUCGUCUGCGCCGUCGCACGACCAGCUGGCCAAAUCGGUCUCGCCGUCUGAUGGUGGCACUGGAGAGCGGACGGGCGCCGCUGACGGCGUUCUCCACCCCAGCUUCCUGCCUGUCAUCGUCGACGAUUCCGGCAUGUCUCUGGAGGAUCGGCUGCUGCAAGACCGAGAACCGACGAUCAAUCUGCAUACGGAGGCUGGCAAGAACAGGGCUCUCGAGAUACUGGGCCGAACCGAGUUUGGAAGGAAGAGAGCUCAGCAGAUUUUCGGGUCAGACUGUUGGGAACCGACACGAAGGUCGAUCAGCGGACAAGGUGGGCCAGAAACUCGUGCGGAACCGGACGAGAUGACGAAGCAGGACGAGGGCAAGGUGGAUCAGAUGUUCAAGGAGAUGACAAACCAGGACGACGAAGAGGAACAGAGGAAGAAGGAUGGCGCGACCAACGGCCCCGUUACGGCGGAAUCUCUCGAGAGCGAGAGGAACGGCAUGGACGCGUUGCUGGAUGGGGAGUAG
Molecule: messenger RNA, 5265 nt
Organism: Drechmeria coniospora
Lineage: Eukaryota; Fungi; Ascomycota; Sordariomycetes; Hypocreales; Ophiocordycipitaceae
Product: PHD transcription factor
Exons: 4
Coding region: 1-5265 (1754 amino acids)
Biological process (GO): chromatin remodeling
Cellular component (GO): nucleus
Molecular function (GO): DNA binding; histone demethylase activity
Source: RefSeq, a predicted model, not a curated record